Molecule: messenger RNA, 1311 nt
Organism: Aspergillus wentii DTO 134E9
Lineage: Eukaryota; Fungi; Ascomycota; Eurotiomycetes; Eurotiales; Aspergillaceae
Product: AAA family ATPase VPS4
Exons: 4
Coding region: 1-1311 (436 amino acids)
Biological process (GO): vacuole organization; endosomal transport
Molecular function (GO): ATP hydrolysis activity; ATP binding
Source: RefSeq, a predicted model, not a curated record
AUGAGCAAUACCGAUUUCUUGGGACGGGCGAUUGACACCGUCAAGAAGGCCAUCGAGAACGACAAUGAGGGAGAGUACGAGAAAGCUUAUCAAGGCUACUACUCCGCACUGGAGUUGUUCAUGCUCGCCUUGAAAUGGGAGAAGAACCCCAAGUCCAAGGAAAUGAUCCGCGCAAAGGCGGGCGAAUAUAUGGACCGUGCAGAAAAGCUCAAGAACCACCUGGCCCAGUCUGAUCGAAAAAAACCGAGUGCUGUAGGCGCGAAUGGCGGGAAGGUGGCGCAAGGAAGUGGGAAAGGCGGGUAUGUAAAAGAGGAUGAUGACAAUGAAGACGCCGAUUCCAAGAAACUACGAUCAGCCCUUGCUGGAGCAAUCCUAUCGGACAAACCCAACGUGAAAUGGGAGGACGUUGCUGGUCUCGAGAGCGCAAAAGAAUCUCUCAAGGAAGCCGUGAUCCUUCCUAUAAAAUUCCCACACCUAUUCACUGGCAAGCGGCAACCAUGGAAGGGCAUUUUGCUCUACGGCCCUCCAGGUACCGGAAAGUCGUAUCUUGCCAAGGCCGUUGCGACAGAGGCGAACAGCACAUUCUUUAGUGUCAGUAGCAGUGACCUAGUAUCGAAAUGGAUGGGUGAGAGUGAAAGACUCGUAAAACAGCUCUUCAACAUGGCCCGAGAAAACAAGCCUGCAAUUAUUUUCAUCGAUGAAGUUGAUGCCCUUUGUGGACCCCGUGGCGAAGGUGAAUCGGAAGCAUCUCGCCGCAUCAAAACCGAACUGCUGGUACAGAUGGACGGUGUAGGCAAGGACUCGAAGGGUGUUUUGAUUCUGGGUGCAACCAACAUUCCUUGGCAACUCGAUGCAGCCAUUCGACGCCGAUUCCAACGGAGAGUCCAUAUUAGUCUUCCCGACAUCAACGCACGGAUGAGGAUGUUCAUGCUGGCCGUGGGCCAAACACCGUGCGAGAUGGCGCAAGGUGAUUUCCGGACUUUGGCAGAGAUGAGUGAGGGCUACUCUGGAAGUGAUAUUAGCAUUGCCGUGCAAGAUGCACUCAUGCAACCAAUCCGCAAGAUUCAAACGGCAACACACUACAAGAAGGUUAUCUUUGAAGGCGCAGAGAAACUCACCCCGUGCUCACCAGGUGACGCAGGCGCAACAGAGAUGAGCUGGGUCAACGUUGAAGCAGAUCAACUUCUUGAACCACCUCUUGUUCUCAAAGACUUCAUCAAGGCCGUUCACAAUUCCAGACCGACAGUCAGCCAGGAAGACCUCAAGAGAAACUCGGAGUGGACCCAGGAAUUCGGCAGCGAAGGAGCUUGA